Molecule: messenger RNA, 5850 nt
Organism: Symbiodinium pilosum
Lineage: Eukaryota; Dinophyceae; Suessiales; Symbiodiniaceae
Source: the annotation of a GenBank genome assembly
AUGCCCACCUGCUAUAGGGGCGACCAUUAUCCUCCAGAGCUGUCAUCCGAAAAGGUCAAGAAGCUCGAUAAGCAGUACCAAGCGAUCCAUGAGGAGUUCUAUGUCAAGUCUGGACAGGUGCCCAUUACUCCGGACAACUUCCAUGACUGGAAGCGGACGAAGAAGUCAAGACGAAAGAUGCAAUUCUGGGAGAUAUGCAGUGGCUCUGGAAGACUGUCAUACAUGGCCCUGUUGGCUGGAUUGUCUGUUGCUUUCCCCGUCGACUACCGGUACGGCUGGGACAUUGGCGACUCUAGUCACCAAAAGAUGCUCUUGGAAAUGCAAGAGAUUUGCAAACCAGAUGUCAUCAUGCUUUCUCCUUCUUGCGGACCCUGGUCAACCUCGGCAAACAGGCUAUCUUCGGAAGACAGGCAAAAGCUGCAGUCUGAGGAAGAAAGUGCACUGGUGUUCGUGAAGAAGCUGGCUGCCAAUCAAGAAGAAGAAGGUCGAGGGUUCCUUGUCGAGAAUCCAUGGGGUUCGUCGCUGUGGAAGCAUUCCCCUCUGGCGUCCUUGGAACAGGAACUGGCAAGCUGCCGACCUAAGCAGCGUGCUGAUCAGUGUUCCUAUGGCGCGACGGAUGAAGCAGGGAAGCCCAUUCAAAAGGCAACAGGGCUUCAAGGCAAUUUCUCCCUUAGUAAUGCCACCAGACGUUGCGGAGGACAUCGCCAAGGCCAUGGUGUUCUGCAAGCCACUUUCCAAGGAAAGAAUCGGACAACACUGGCGGCCAUCUACCCUCAUCAGUUCUGUCGAGCGCUGAUCAAGGGUUUCAAGAAGUUCCUGACGAAGGACAGGCAAGCAUACUUCAUUGGCUACAAGUGUGAGAAGUGUGCACUUGGAAGGAAUGCUCCGCCUGGCACAGAACAUACGUUGAUCCCUCGAGAAUGCCGUCACGCUUCUUCACUUCCUACACCUGCUGCAGCAUCCUCCUCGAAUGAUCCGGCACCACGACCUGGUAUUCCUGUACGAGCUGCAGUAACUACUCCUAUGCCACAGCUCAUCGAGGAGUGUAAGCAGGCAGCAUUGAAGAAGCCCAACUUGGACGAGAUCAAGAUCCAGCUUCCUGAUGGCAUGACCAUGUCCGCCGUGGACACUUUGAUGCUCAAGAGCCUGCUCACCGACAUUGUCAACGACAGCGUGAACAUCAUCAGUGAGUACAAGGGCAAGCACAACCAUUGGAGUCAAGAUCCUCUGCACAUUGCACUUUUGCGGAGGAUCCUUGCAAAAGUCAUGAAUGUCAAGGGCGUCUGCGCCUCACUUCAUGCGGAGACAUUUCCUCUUCCCAUGCCGUUCCUACGAACCGAGACCGCGCCCUUGAGGAUGAUCAUUCGCGGAGAGGUUAAGUCAUGGACCUUGAAACCAGUGGAAGACCUCCGCACGUACACGGACAACCAGCUCAAGAGCAAGUGCUACAGCGAGGACUGGGUCAUUGCCAUUUUCGGGUCCGCUCCACAAGACAAAGACUACUGGGAGAUCGACAGGGCCCGAGGACGUGCCACACGACAUCAUCUACAACCACGAGUUGCCUUGUUUACUCCCAGGGAGGAUGAAGGUCCCAUCGCGUUGGACGAACUUGAGAGCUCUCGGACCACUAUGGCAACUCCGCAUGAUGGACAGGGCCCAAAGGUAGUCAUCAAGGAUGAAUGGACAGGCAAGGACAGUUCGAGGGCAGCUCUGGAACAAGGACGAUGGACUGGCGCCACAGAGUUCAUCUUUCGUGUUCCUCCUGAUGAUGAUGAUGAUGUUCCACCGGAUCCGAUUCUUCGAGGUGCAGAAGACCAAGAACGUGUUCUUGAUGCCGAAGAACAGGAUCACGAGGCUCAGGAGGAAGAGCGCAUCAUCGAUGACCUGGCGCCAGCCAUUGAUCCUCCUCGCAGAUCGAACUUCGAUUUCCGUCGAGUCCUGGUCCGACUUCCGCGACUUGCUCGUAACGAUGUGGAUCAGGCUAAGCGACUGAUCCUGGGGCUUCACGAGAGGUUCUGGCACUCAUCGGCGAGCGAUCUGCAAUCCUUGCUGUCAAAGUCAGGCAUGCCCUCGGAUGUGCUAAAGCUUGUGCCUGAAGUGAUUGCUGGUUGUGCUAUCUGCAGAAAGUACAGUAAGCUGAAAUCGAAACCGGUUGUGAAGGCAAGUCAUCCUAUGACCUUCGGUGAAGAAGUGCAGGCCGAUUACUUCCAACUUUGGAACGAAUGGUUCAUGAUCCUCAUCGACGUGGCCACUCGCUACAAGGUGGUGGUGAAGGUGGCCGGACGGGACUUACCUACUGCACUUCAUGUUCUUCUUCACAACUGGCUUCGUUUCUUCGGACCAAUGCGAAAGCUGGUGUCCGAUCAGGAGAGCUGUCUUAUGUCACAUGAGGCCGCAGCUGAGUUGGAGAGGCUGAACAUUCAGCGGGAACCUGCAGGCACAACCCGAGGGAAAGCGCAAGGGCAGCAUACCACCACCGGUUUGGUGGAGAAGCGCACCGAUCUGGUAAAGAUCCAGAUGUUGAAGAUCAAGGCGGAGGCUGACCGUGCAGGCAUUGAAGUGUCGUCAGCGGUUGUGGCAGCAGAGGCUGGAUUCUCACAAAACGCUUCCUUGAACAUUGGAGGCGUGACUCCGCAUAUGAUGGUCACGGGAUCCAUGCCGUUCCCAUUCUAUGACAUCGACGCUGCGGGGAUCCAAUCGGUGUCUGGUGCUAAUAUGACGAGGCCGACGGUCUUCGGGAAUGCAUUGCGUCUGCGACAGAUAUCCUUGUCGUCAGCAGCACAGGCCAUCACCGAGAACAGGAUCCUUCGUGCAGGGCACACACGACCUCAACGGCUACCAACUGAGUCAACGCAACCAGGUGUCACAGAGAUUGGGUUUCAUCGAGAAGAUGCUGAUGGUUUGGGCUGGCGCGGCCCUGGACUACUCCUCAAGCUGCAGGACAAUGGCUCUGCCAUCGUGGAAUACCAAGGCCGUCCUUAUCUGGUCCCUUACAGGAACCUGCGCAUCUUCCGUAGCACCUACUAUUCCAACCACCUGACAGAUCACGGCGACCGACGUGAACAAGAACUUGAGUCAUGGUUGGCACUUCGUUCCCUGAUGCAAAGCACUGAAGCUUGUGUGCCCUUCCGCAUUGACACAUUCGGACACCUCAAGAACCUCAACGGCAAGUGGUCUGUGCAUCCGAAGAAUAUGAAUGUCAAACAGCGGGACGGCAUCCUCCAGGACAUCAUCAAGGCAGCCUCCUUCCUAACCUCCAAGGAAUGCCAUGGGAUCAAGGUUGGUGUUGGUCUCCGGAAAAUGUUGACUGCGGCUAACACGACCGGGACAUUGGUUGCAUGGCGCAAACACACGGUCCGCAUGUCCAUCAUUGACAACCCGCGAGGCACCGACAUGUCAACUGCACCUCUUAGGCUCGCUGGGCGCGAGGAAAUGUGCUACAUCUACUUCUACAGCUAUGCCCCGGACUUUGUUGCGCUUCCGAAUACAGAGUGGCUCCCUCGCGGCACUCCAAUGGAGGAAUCUCCUCUUGUUCCUCUUCCUGCUGGUGAGGUGUCCAAUGGCCCAACUCUUGGGCCUGAUGACAUGGAGGUUGACAAGGAUGCCACAAAGCGCGAUGGCCCUGAUUCAAGAACAGUGACUCUUGGUCCCGAGAACAAGAAGCAGCGCACCUCCUUUGCACUUCCGGCAUCCGAGCACAUGGCAGAUACCUUCAUGUCCAUGCAUAAGGCUCAACAUCGUGUUCGACUUGACGAAGGCCAACACGACCUCAAGAACGAGUACCACUACGUCGGCCAGCAAGACAGACGGGCUAAUGCCAGCCUCUUCUACAUGGCAUCACAUGGAUGGUAUGCCGACCUCUACCAGGGCAACAUCUUCCGCGUGGACUCCACCGCUGACACGAUCACCGAGGAUGAUGCCUACAAGAUAUGGCCCGAGGUCGAAAAGGGUGAUGCUAAGGAGCUGGCACAGUUUGUGGAUCAGGAUGCCUUCAAGCCAGUGCUUCUUUCCGAUCUUGGAAAGGAUGUGGCCAUCAUAGAUGCCAUCUGGGUCAGGAAGUGGAAGAAAGCCAUUGAGGGCCGCAUUGUGAAGAGCAGACUUUGUGCACGUGGCUGUCAUGACCCCUACAAGCGCAUGAUGUCAAAUCGUUCCACCACGGCUACAAGGUUGUCACAACGAUUGAUCUUGGUGUCAGCUGUGAAUGGUGGAAACCGAUCCCUGGAAAGCUGGGAUGUGGCUGGUGCAUUCCUGAAGGGGCUCACCUACCAAGACUUGUGGCGCGCGCUUCGUCAGCUCGGUCUCAACUCCGUCGAGAGAAUGAUCGCCGUCAUUCCACCUCGCAACGUUUGGCGGCACCUCAAGAAGCUGUCAAAGAAGUUCAAUAUUCCUGAGGACAAGCUGCAUUUGUUUGCACUAUUGUGCCUGAAGCCAGUGUAUGGCUUGUCUGAGGCACCGCUGGCAUGGCAGCUCUUCCUCCGCAAGUAUCUGCGUGAACUUGGCGGCGUGCAAUCGCACUUUGAUGAGUGCUACUGGUACUGGCCAGCACCUGCUCCCGGCAUUCAGAAGUGGCUGGAUGAGACCUUCCAGAAGAUGACGGUGAAGUUUGGCAAGCUCACCCGAGAACGCGUCGCCAAAGAUGACGACGACGAACGACAGCUGAGCAGCGAGGAGACUACUCUUCUCCGAUCGGCCAUUGGCGGCCUUAUGUGGACAGGUUUGACUCGGCCUGACCUCCUGGCUGAGCUUUCUACGCUGCAAAGUGUCAUGAAUAAGGCCUGCGUGAAACACCUUCGUGCAUCCAACGCACUUGUGCUGCGGGCCAAGCGUGACAUCGAGGCGGCAGUGUACUACCGGCCCCUGGAAUCCAACUCCUACCGCAUCGUGGUGAUCCAUGAUGCCUCCGCGGCAACCUCAACCAAGAACUACGCCCAGGAAGGAGUCCUGGUUGUCCUCAUGAGUGAUCACUUGGAUGUCGCCAGCAACCACAUCGUUGCCAGCGACGAGUUUGCCAAGUACAAGCUGUCUGGCUGUGCUCAACUGUUGCACAUGCAAUCGUCGAAAGCAAAGCGGAUCUCUUAUUCGACCAGUCACGGCGAAACUUUGGCAGCUUUGAACGGCCUCGAGUGUGGGACACUCGUGAGUACGAGGUUAGCUGAAGCAACCUUCGGGAAGGCGAUGACCGCAGAUGCGCUCACGAAAGUAAUGUCUUCUCCAGUGUUGAUGAAGUUCCUUACCACCGGGUUCAUUGAGUUCUUCAAUGCGGGGCACCCCUUGGAGAUGAAGCGACUACCUCCAAGUGAUGAUUUUGACGAGGACGACUUGAUUGCCGGCGACCAGGUGCUUGAACAGAAGAAGGCAUGGUUUGCUGGCCUUCCGUUCCUCGUCUUCUCCAAGAAGCUGUUCUUUGUGGCUACUACGACUGCUUUGGUCACUCCUGUGACUGCACAGCCCAACUUUGUGGACGUCUGGAGCGUCUACGACUGGGUUCUGAUGGCCAUAGCACUACUUCUGUGCACGGCAUCAGCUUCUGUGGCUGUUCUCGUUGAUCGAUCCUGCUGCAGAAGAGCGUCUACAGCGUCCUCAUCGAGCACCCCGACGAGCUCACAGACUACCACCGCUGCUGAAGGCUCUAGGCCAGCUGCUGCGCCGAACUCCAACAACGGCCCGACUACAACGCCAACUGAGGCAGCUGCUGCUAGUUCUUCGCCUCCUGAGCCUCCGACUGCUGAACGUACACGUGACGUCUACAUUCGUAAAGGUGGUCAUGUCUAUCAUCAAAGGAGCUGUGUGUAUGCCCAAGGCGCUAAGCGCUACGGUCCUUGCGGCUUCUGUUUGGCACAUGGGCACUGA